Messenger RNA from Magnolia sinica, 1670 nucleotides. Its product is annotated as zinc transporter 8-like. The record is from RefSeq and is a predicted model, not a curated record. Gene Ontology annotation, molecular function: zinc ion transmembrane transporter activity. Gene Ontology annotation, cellular component: plasma membrane. The transcript has 3 exons. Gene Ontology annotation, biological process: zinc ion transmembrane transport. NCBI's taxonomy places the organism in Eukaryota, Viridiplantae, Streptophyta, Magnoliopsida, Magnoliales, Magnoliaceae. Bases 45 to 1115 code for a protein of 356 amino acids.
ACUCUACCUUUGCUCUUACUACCAAAUCCCUCUCUUACCUUACAAUGAAGCUUCAAGCUUAUAUCACAUUCCUAGCCUUCUACUCUCUUCUCAUCCCAAUCCUAGUAACGGCAGAUUGCGAAUGCGUGUCCACCACAGAAGAUCGUAACAAAAUCAAGGCCCUACGAUUGAAAUUCAUCACGAUCGCUUCCGUUCUAACGGCGGGGGCCAUCGGCAUAUUUCUCCCUAUCUUAGGGAGGGCCAUCGCUUCUCUUCGAUCAGACAAAGAUGUAUUCUUCGUGAUCAAAGCAUUCGCGGCCGGGGUAAUACUAGCGACGGGCAUGAUACACAUCCUACCAGACGCUUUCACCAAUCUAACAUCACCAUGCCUUAGCAAGAAUCCAUGGGGAAAAUUCCCAUUUGCAGGAUUCGUCGCCAUGUUGUCGGCAAUCGGGACAUUGAUGGUGGAUACAUUCGCGACCGGGUAUUAUAAGAGACGACACUAUGGCAAAACACUGCCCACCGAUAUUGAGAAUGUAGACCAUGAACAAACAACGGAGCACGCGGGCCAUGUUCAUGUGCACACUCAUGCCACACACGGGCAUGCACAUGGCCCAGCGGCAUUCGCGUCCGGGGAUUCAACGUCGACCGAGCUAAUUCGAUAUCGUGUUGUGUCACAGGUGUUGGAGUUGGGCAUUGUGGUUCAUUCCGUAAUCAUUGGAAUAUCUGUGGGUGCUUCUGAAAGCCCUUCUACAAUAAGGCCUCUUCUAGCUGCCUUGAGUUUCCAUCAGUUUUUUGAAGGGAUGGGACUUGGAGGAUGUAUAGUUCAGGCCAAAUUCAAGGGCUCAUCUAUGGCAAUCAUGGCCCUCUUUUUUUCACUUACCACUCCUAUCGGGAUCGCAGUGGGCAUCGGUGUGUCGUCCGUUUACCAUCAAAACAGUCCAACGGCUCUGAUCGUCGAAGGGAUUUUCAAUUCAGCCUCUGCAGGGAUUCUGAUCUACAUGGCGCUGGUAGAUUUGCUGGCUGCUGAUUUCAUGAGCCCCAGGAUGCAGACAAAUGGAAAGCUGCAGUUGUAUUCCAAUGCUGCACUACUUUUAGGGGCUGGAUGUAUGUCACUGAUGGCAAAAUGGGCCUGAAUUCAGCAUCUGAUCCAUCCCCAUUUUGGGUAAGAGUAUUUUGAUUUUGGGCCGUUAGUCCUGAGCUAUUGUACUGUGUGGACCACCUAAGUAAGUCAUAGGGCUAGCUUUUGGAUUGGGUACUCUAUUUGGUGGGCCACAUCUGAUGCACGGUUUUGAUUUUUCAUGCACGUUCCAAGUUGGGAUGGGUGGUAACAUGUAGAGAAAAUGCUGCCGCUACUUUCCGCGAAUUUUCUUUCUGUUUACAGUAUUUACAACGUUGAUCUAAACGGCCCGGCCGUAUCAAACAUGUCGCGAUCUGCAGAGUUAAUAUAGUGGGUCACCAUUUCGACGGCUGUCGGCCAAGAGUAGUAGUAGUUGAACAGUGUCGACCGUUCAUUUGUUGAGAAUUUGAAUGGUUGGAUGUGUAGACAACUUCUGUAAUGGUUGCUUUGCAUGUCACCUGUUGGAUGGCUAUGAUGGUCCACUCCCAUUGACUUUUGAGACAUGGCCUAUAUAAUGAAAUGACGGCCCACCAGAAAACUGUUUUGGGUCACCAAAUACAACUUAUCCUAC